AUGAAAGCAUUCACUCUUUCCGGGCUGAGCGCCCUCUUUGCCGGCUUGACGUUGGCUCAUCCUGUUGCCAAACGCGGUGGUAGCUUCUCAGAGGUCGACAUUACCAUCCUGCAAUUUGCUUUGACGCUCGAGCAUCUCGAAAACACCUUCUACAAGGAGGCCUUCGCCAGCUUCCAGCUGCAGGACUUCCUCAAUGCCGGCUUUGACGAGGAAUUCUUCAUCAACCUCGAAUUCAUCGCCUCAGACGAAUCCGCGCAUGUUGAGUUUCUCAUUGCGGCGAUUGAGUCUGCUGGCAUUCAGCCGGUCCAGCCUUGCCAAUAUAGCUUCCCAGUGACAGAUGUUACCAGCUUUGUCACCGUCAGCGCUAUCUUGGAGUCUGUUGGAACCAGUGCUUAUCUCGGCGCGGCCCCGUUCAUUGGAUCACGAGAUAUCCUCUCGGUGGCUGCGAGCAUCAUGGCCACGGAAGCGUUGCAUACCAGCUCGCAGAGAAGCUCGUUGGGUGCAGUUGCCGCAGCCAGUGCAUUUACUACUUCCCUUGACGCCAACUCGGUUUUCACCAUUGCCUCGCAAUUCAUCGUCUCCUGCCCUUCGGAGAACCCGCCGUUGCCGUUCACUGCAUUCCCCGGCUUGAAGGUCAACUCUCAACCCUGCUUCGAUGAGAGCAGCAGUAGCGAGACAUUCUCCACUGAUUCCGUCAACUACGCUACCGUUGUCUCUGACAUUGAAAGUGCCACGGACACUACCAGCGCGUAUGUCGCUGAUGUCACCGACUCUACGACCACUGUGGCAUAUGACAACACCUCGACCACCACCACUGUUGAUUACACCACUACCACUGACUCGGCGGCCUAUACGACGUCCACCACCACGACUAUGGACAUGUCGACCACCACCACCACCACGACUACCACCAUGGAUAUGGCCUCAAUGACCAUGACCAUGUCUAUGUCCACGUCGGCGCCCGCAUAUGCGCGCCGAAGCACCGCUCUCGAAGCGCGCACAAACGGCGGCUCGGUUUCGUCUUGCUCCGCCCCGGGUGCCGGCUCCUCUAUGCAACUGAUUCCCGACUUUUCGCAAUCGCAUCAUGACUUCUCCCAAGUUGAAAUCAUCUUUGUGACGUUCAUCGCGGGUAUCGAGGUUGUGUCGGUGCAGGCUGUCUUUGAACGCGAUGGGAGCAUCAACGUAAGCAUCCCAGGAAGCAUUGGUGGCGGGCAGGUGUUUAUUUUCAUCACCAUUGUGGACAUUUCGGGACGAAGCUUGAGUGACAGUGAAGUGCUCUUCGGACCCGCCAUCAUGGAGAUUGCUCCAUCCUUCCCCUCUAUCAGCCAGUAAAUGUGACCAAGCAUGCGCCGUGGGUGGCAUCCUAGGUGAAUCGGCGGGUCAGUGGGAGGAAACAAGAAUGGUCUCUUGGAGGAUGUUUGAGUCUCGGGAUCAGGAUGGGCUGUCGAUCCCCUUUUUUCGUGUCUCUCCUUAACGACCAUUUGUGGUUUCUGGGCUUUGUUAUCAUCUGCUUCUACGUUGUUCUAGCGAAUCUAAGAGGGAAAGGAAGGGAAGGGAUA
Messenger RNA from Cladophialophora immunda, 1559 nucleotides. RefSeq lists its product as uncharacterized. The transcript is spliced from 4 exons. The record is from RefSeq and is a predicted model, not a curated record. Bases 1 to 1332 code for a protein of 443 amino acids. Lineage: Eukaryota; Fungi; Ascomycota; Eurotiomycetes; Chaetothyriales; Herpotrichiellaceae.